GACUUCCGGUCUCAAAAGAACACAAGAUUUAAAUGUUCCUUCGCUUAGUUCCCGUCUGCCACCUCUGCCCCUUUUUAUUUACAACAACAGGAGCGCCGUUGGUAAUCAUAACCAGAGGAAACAAUGAAUGAUCAUACCCGCAAAUUAUUUGAACGAGUUGCUAAAAAGAUGGGCUGGGAUGAUGAGGGAGGACUGGACACAGCAGAAAAAAAGUUGAUAAACUCAAUUGGCAAAACUCGUCAUGCUGCCACAAGCAGUUAUCGAUCUGUGGAUCAAGCAGCCUCUCCUGUCCAGCUUGCCCUCUCUGACGGGGAAGAUGACCCAGAGAAGGAGAACCAGUUCUCCAAGGGCAACGAUUACAGAAACAAAUCUUUGAUCGAGUCCAGUGAUGAUGACUUUGACCAAUUUCUUGUGGGAAGGGCUACACCAAAAGCUAAACCUACCCCACUGAAACCAUGUAGUGCUGCAAUGAAAGACCGCUCAAAUGUUCUUGUGAGUUCGGACGAUGACGGCGGCUUCGAAACAUAUGUUGAAGUUCUGCAACGAUUGAAAACCCCAAAGGCCAAGACUAAGAACAUUUCACAGAGUGGGAGUGAAGAUAGCAUCAAAAACUUCAUAGUGGAUGACUUCUCAUCAGAUGAUGACUUUAUUGAGACAAAAUCAUCUCGUAAAGUGCCUAAGAAGUGUAAUACUCCAGCAGUACUGCAUCCACUGAGGAGACCGCUGUCUCGGUGUGACUCCCCAGUCUUUGUUAGUGACAGUGAUGAUGAUGAGAAUAAUAUUGUGGUCAAGAGCACGUGGAAGACUCGUCACUCAAAACCUAAACCCACACCAAAGGCUAACAAGACGAAUGCUCUGAGGUGUGAUGAAGAAGACAGUUCGCCAUCACUACCGUCCCCUCCCGUCCCUUCUCCUUCUCCUUUUCCUUUUCUUCCUCACAAAACUCAAACAUUGCUGGCCUCUCCAAAACGCACUCUUUCAGCACCGUCUAGGCUGGAUGAAUCGGCCAGUUCUGAAGAGGAGUUCAUCUCCCUACUGGAGAGACUGAAAAAGAAAAACAAGUUCGCCGGCACUUCAUUCUCCCCUAAAGGCACCCACGAAUUCGAUAAGAAGCCUCCUGUGUCAGCUCUUCCUGUAAAGGGACUCGCAACACCAAUCUCUAAACCAUUAAGGGAAACACCUCUGCAUGUGAAGACACCAGGAAAAUCCGUCUUCUUGAAGCCCAGAGUCAGUCAGACAGAGCCCAGGCCUGGCCCCACCAGCAGGGUAGCAUUGUGUAAGACCCCGGGGUGCUUCCUGCAGACCUUAUCAAACCCUGGCUCCACUUCUGGCCGCAAUUUUAAGCAGAACAAGGAAGAACUUACCAGUAGACUUUACCAGCUGUACAAUACCAGUGUGUUUGACAGUAAGCUCCCCGUCAAUAUGUCAGUGACUUGGAAUAAGAAGAUGCGGAAAACAGCCGGUUACUGUAUCACAGGGCAGGAGCGAGGCGGAGGGAGCCGCUAUGCCCGCAUUGAACUGUCCGAAAAAGUCUGUGAUUCUGCAGAUCGUCUCAGGGACACGCUGAUUCAUGAGAUGUGUCACGCUGCAACCUGGCUGAUUAAUGGUGUUAGGGACGGGCACGGAAACUUCUGGAAGCUGUAUGCUCGCAAGUCCACAGUGGCGCAUCCCGAGCUGCCCAUGGUCACUCGCUGCCACAGUUAUGACAUCAAGUACAAGUUUCAGUACCAGUGCAUCCGCUGCCAGAAUACGAUCGGGCGUCAUUCCAAGUCCCUGGACACGCAGAGGUUUGCAUGUGCCCUCUGCACAGGACAACUUGUCUUACUAACGCCUGCCAAGCAGCGUGCUCCCGCACCGUUUGCCAACUUUGUCAAAGAGAAUUAUGGGACUGUACGACAGAAGCUAUCAGGACAAAGUCACGCGGAGGUGAUGCGUAAACUUAGUGCAGACUUUGCCUCCAAGACUAAACUAAGUCAAAGCUGAGAUGUUGAUGAACAACCACAGAAAACCAAUUCUGAAAUACCUCAGUCAACUAGUCGUGUGUGUGUGUGUGUGUGAGUGUGAGUGUGAGUGAUCCUUGGUAUCACUUUUAUACUGGAGAUCAGUGUCCUUUGGCAUUGUACAGGACGUUAAAUGUGCGAUUAGAUCCUUUUUUAUUAUUUUUUAAUAUUUGACUGGUUUUGUCUUCCUGUUAUGAACUCUAUAAAUAAAGUUUAAACGUGUUACUGCACA
This is a messenger RNA of Cottoperca gobio, 2232 nucleotides long. It is a transcript of the gene gcna, whose product is annotated as germ cell nuclear acidic peptidase. Gene Ontology annotation, cellular component: nucleus. Lineage: Eukaryota; Metazoa; Chordata; Actinopteri; Perciformes; Bovichtidae. The transcript has 13 exons. Bases 124 to 1983 code for a protein of 619 amino acids. The record is from RefSeq and is a predicted model, not a curated record.